UAUUUUUAUUCUGUUCAUUUGACCGUCCCUGAAGUAAUUAGUACUCCUCAGAUUGUUCGAUCGCCCUCUAAUGGUCUAAAGCUCAAGUGGUCGUUCACUCGUACCGCGGUCUGUAACGCCCAGGGAAGUUCCCAGAAGAGAGAAGCCCUUAACAACCGCAGGAUGCAAGCGGAUCGGGUCCGUACCGGGUUUUAUGUAACCGGAACUCACCCGAAACAACUAUGGCAAAUCCAUCUCCACUGACACCACCGAACAUUUAAGUCAGGUUUGAAACCGUUUUGUUGGGUACUUCGUAUGCAUGCAUAUUUAGAUUUUAGACUUUAAAUCCUUAUAUAGUCAAUGGGUAAAUAGUUGGUUCAAAUCAGGGCAAAAUCAGGUGGGGCCACCUGUAGGAUUCCUGUAGUCAGUUUUUAUAUCCUCUCCAAUAUCACACCUCUCACGACGCUACAAUACUCUUACAUUCAUACUUAAAAACACCAAGAAGCUGAACUUUUGCUUACCUCCUGAUUCCUGAUGAAGCUCCCAAGCAUCCAUCUCCUCCUCAUCCAACUCGUCCUCCUCCAAUGCUUUGCCGCCGCAUCUCAGCCCUCCAACGCCACCGACAAAUUCACACUCCUUGCUCUCAAAUCAUCGAUAUCCGGCCGUCUAUUAGCCUCGUGGAAUGACAGUAUUUUGUACUGCCAAUGGAUCGGAGUUAGAUGCAGCGAGAAGCACCCCGGAAGAGUCACUGCGAUAGAUCUCGUGUCAUUAAACUUAGCCGGUUCAAUCACCCCCUCCAUAGCCAACCUCACUUUCCUCCAAAGCCUAAACCUCGCCAAUAAUAAUCUUAUUGGUCGCAUUCCGGUGGAAAUCAGCAGUCUUCAUCGCCUUAAAUAUCUCAAUUUGAGCAUGAACUCUCUCGAGGGGGAGAUUCCACAUUCUAUUUCCAACUUGUCGAGCAUUCGAACUAUAAGCUUGAAGGGAAACAGGCUGCAGGGAGAAAUACCCUCAAAUCUCAAGAGCUGUCUAAACCUGCAGAUACUUGUUCUGAGCAACAAUCAGCUCAAUGGAGAGAUCCCUGGUGAGCUUGCUUCGAUCGCAAAUCUCAGUUACCUUGAUCUCGGUACUAAUAAUCUUGUAGGUAGCAUCCCUCCAUCCCUAGGCAAUCUCUCCUCUCUUCUAGCUAUCGAUCUCUCAAACAACACUCUAACGGGACGAAUCCCAUCUUCCUUUGGCCAGCUUAGUUCUCUAGUUUUCCUGUAUUUAAACAAUAACAAACUAGUGGGCAAAAUCCUUCCUCUCGACAACCUUACUUCCACAGCUUACAUCAAUCUUUCGUAUAAUAAUCUCACGGGAGGCAUCCCUCCUUCAUUUGGAAAUCUCUCUUCCCUAAUCAGCAUUGAUCUCACCGUGAACCUUCUCUCAGCAUCAAUUCCUGCAUCGCUUGGAAAUCUCCCUUCUCUCACUUCUCUAUCAUUAACCGGAAAUGCUUUUUCUGGACCUAUACCAUCUUCUAUAGGAUGCUUGCCCUCACUAAGCUUUCUUGCACUUUCACAUAACCAACUCUCUGGCAAGGUCCCGUCCAGCAUCUACAACUCAUCAAUACUGCAGCAUUUAGGCUUAGCCGACAAUCAACUUGCUGAUACGCUUCCAUCAGACUUGGGUCAGAAACUUCCUGCUCUCCAAUCUCUAAUAUUGUACUAUAAUGGAUUCCACGGGCUACUUCCUAUGUCACUAGCAAAUGCAUCAGGACUAUCAGAUAUUGAGCUAACUGGAAACACGUUCAGUGGAACAAUCCCUUCAAACCUUGGAAACCUGCAAAAUUUAUACUGGCUGAAUUUAGACCGUAAUGAGUUUGAUGCUAGAGAUAUUGGAGGUUGGAGCUUCCUUGAUUCUUUAGUGAACUGCAGUGAACUUCAAGCACUGAGUUUGGACUACAAUGGUCCAAAGGGACUUGGAGGCGUUAUGCCCAAAUCUGUAGCUAAUCUCUCUACAAAUCUACAAUGGUUGGCGUUGGGGGGUAACAAGAUUUCUGGAAGAAUACCUGAAGAAAUUGGGAAUCUUGCAAGCUUAACUGUUUUGGGUAUGGACGAAAAUUUUUUAAGUGGUGGUAUUCCUGCAAGUAUUGGCCAAAUUCAGAGUCUACAAGAACUGUAUUUAUCUGGAAACAAGUUGUCAGGAGAGAAUGCCUUGGAAGGAAGUAUUCCUCCCAUACUUGGAAAUUGUCAGGCUCUGCGACUGCUUAACCUUUCAUACAAUCAGAUUACAGGUACCAUUCCUAAAGAAAUCAUUAGCAUUUCGUCGCUCACUGAAUUUGUCGACUUGACUCACAAUUUCCUCACGGGACCCUUGCCUCCGGAAGUUGGUCAAUUGAGAAAUCUAGUACAGUUUUACGCGUCUGAGAACAAUUUAUCUGGUGAGAUUCCAGGUAGCAUUGGGGAAUGUGAGCUACUGGGUACACUUUAUAUGGAUCAUAACCACUUUCAAGGGCCCAUUCCUUCAUCCGUGAGCAAUUUGAAGGGCAUUCAGAAGUUGGAUGUUUCACACAAUAACAUGUCAGGUCAUAUCCCGAAGUUCCUACAGGACUUCAGGUUUUUGGAAUAUUUGAAUCUUUCUUUCAACAAUUUUGAGGGUGAGUUGCCAACAAAGGGGAUCUUUCGAAAUCUGAGUGCAGUUUCAGUUCUUGGAAAUAAUGGCCUCUGUGGAGGUGAAUCAGAACUUCACUUGCCAGUGUGUUCUUCUAGAACUGUCGGGAGAAAAGGUGACUCUCAGAGACGGAACACUAUCAUCUUAGUUUCUGUUGCUUCUCUAUGUUCUAUGCUCCUUGUAUGUUUGCUCGUAGCUUGGUACUUCUCAAAUCAUAUAAGAAAGGAUGCAGGACAAUCAUCAGAAUCAAUGGAAGAAGGAAAUCUUAUGAAAAUCACUUACUCGGAGAUCCUUAAAGCAACAGAUGGGUUAUGUCCAGAAAAUUUAAUUGGUGUUGGUAGUUUUGGCUCUGUGUACAAGGGGAUCAUGAAUUUUGGUGAAGAUGAGUUUGUCGCCAUAAAGGUACUGAAUCUUCAGCAUAAAGGAGCUACCAAGAGUUUCAUGGCAGAAUGUAAUGCCUUGAGAAGCGUACGGCAUAGAAAUCUUGUCAAGAUAUUGACUUUAUGCUCAAGUGUGGAUUCUAAAGGCAAUGACUUUAAAGCUCUAGUUUUCGAAUACAUGCCUAAAGGGAAUUUAGACAAAUGGUUACAUCCAGAAGGAGAGGAAGACGACCUAAGGAUUUUAAGCCUUGAGCAAAGGCUAAACAUAGCAAUUGAUGUUGCUUUUGCAUUGGAUUAUCUUCAUCACCAUGGACCAGUACCAAUUGUUCACUGUGAUCUCAAGCCUAGCAAUAUUCUCUUAGACGAUGACAUGACUGCUCAUGUAGCUGAUUUUGGAUUAGCAAAAAUUCUAGAGAAAACUGUUGCAAAUAAAGUUCAGACGUCUACUGGAUCCAUAGGAAUGAAAGGAACAAUUGGAUACGUUGCUCCAGAGUAUGGGGUGGCCAACCAAGUUUCAACUGAAGGUGAUGUCUACAGCUAUGGAGUACUGCUGCUAGAGAUGUUUACUGGGAAAAGGCCUACUGGUGAGACUUUUGAAGAAGAUCACGAUCUUCAUAAAUUUGUUGAAAUGGCCUUUCCUGAAGGUAUUAUGAAAAUCGUAGACCCAUAUCUAUUCCAAGGGGAGAAUCAAAAUAUAAGAGUGGAAGCUGAAGAAUGUUUGGUGUCAGUUCUUAGAAUUGGCCUCUUGUGCUCUAGACAGUCGUCAGGAGAGAGGAUGCAAAUGGGAGAUGUGGUCAACGAGAUGCAAGCAGCAAGAGAGACAUUUGUUGGGAUUGGAAAUCAUCGUAAAACCGGAAACAAAUACAAUGUAAAAGACCAACGAUAUUGGACAGUACAUUUCAGAAGAAAUCUUACUAGAAGUUUGGUUCAAGAGUUCAAAGUUGUAGAGCUUUAUUUAGGCCAUACAUCAAUAGAUCCACAUAUAGAGAUGUUGAAAGAAGAAAUUGGAGAAGGUUUUUCUGGUAAUUGUAACCGUUCCUACAUCAGUUUUGGAGGAGUUAAGUCCACACUGAUAUUGGAACAUUUCUAUCCCUUUUGAAGUUGAUAUUUUCUUCAUGUGGCUGGCUUCAAAAAGGAGACUUAACAUUUCAGAUGCUCUUUCUUUAAAAGGAAAAGUACAUGAUUCUGUUUGUAAAAUGGAAUAUCUUGAAGUUUGGGCAUGUUAAAGAUGCUUGGAGUUCUCUCAAGCAUAG
This is a messenger RNA of Asparagus officinalis (garden asparagus), 4258 nucleotides long. Its product is annotated as receptor kinase-like protein Xa21. Gene Ontology annotation, molecular function: protein binding; protein kinase activity; ATP binding. NCBI's taxonomy places the organism in Eukaryota, Viridiplantae, Streptophyta, Magnoliopsida, Asparagales, Asparagaceae. Gene Ontology annotation, biological process: protein phosphorylation; hormone-mediated signaling pathway. The transcript is spliced from 4 exons. Gene Ontology annotation, cellular component: plasma membrane. The record is from RefSeq and is a predicted model, not a curated record. Bases 514 to 4104 code for a protein of 1196 amino acids.